AUGUUGCUACGAUUGCGCUCCCCCGAUGGCAUGUUCCGCCUAACGGUGGAAAAGGACGAUACAUUUGGUGAAGUCGUUACCAAGACUGACACACAUCUGCGGGAUAGCCACGGCGACCUGAUCUUCGUCAGCUACCAACACCAAGAAUCGGUGGCAAAUGGCGAUGUAGCAGGUGAUGGCCAACCGACCUCGAUCGAGUCAUCCACAAACCGCCUCAACGGAAAACCGAUUCUGCCGACCGAAGACCACCCGAUCGACCCGCCGCCCAACACAUCUGCCGAACGGAUCAAGAACCCCUGGGAGGUAGUCAGGCAGUCUCCGCUGGACGAUAGGCUAGACAGGCGAGAUGGCAAGAUUCCAAGGAAAAGGGAUAAUAAGAUGUGCCGCCACGGGGCGAAGGGCAUGUGCGACUACUGCAUGCCCUUGGACCCUUUCAAUGCCCAGUAUCUCGAAGAGAAGAAGAUCAAGUACAUGUCGGUACACGCCUACAUGCGGAAGACCAACUCGGCCACAAACAAGCCAGAGCUCGGGAGCUCCUUUAUUCCUCCACUCGUCGAGCCCUACUACCGGGUGAAGCGCGACUGUCCCUCGGGACAUCCCGAGUGGCCCGAAGGCAUCUGUACAAAGUGCCAGCCGAGCGCUAUCACACUUCAGCCACAGCCGUUUCGUAUGGUCGAUCACGUCGAGUUCGCCUCACCGCCGAUUAUCGAUAAGUUCCUCGACGCCUGGCGACGGACUGGAUCGCAACGCCUAGGCAUCCUUUACGGCAAAUACAUGGAAUACGAUGUGGUGCCGCUUGGUAUCAAGGCUGUGGUUGAGGCUAUCUACGAACCCCCCCAGGUUGACGAGGUGGACGGUGUUUCGCUCAACCCCUGGGAGAAUCAGGAAGAGAUCAAUACCAUUGCUAGGUACUGCGGGUUAGAACAGGUCGGCGUGAUCUGGACGGAUCUCGUCGACGCGGGAAUGGGAGACGGCACUGCCGUGUGCAAGCGCCACGCAGACUCCUAUUUCCUCGCUUCUCAGGAGGUUGUAUUUGCUGCGAGGAUGCAAGCCCAGCAUCCCAAGCCGAGCAAAUGGAGCGACACCGGCCGGUUCGGCUCCAACUUUGUCACCUGCAUUAUCUCGGGCAAUGAGAAGGGCGAGAUUUCCAUCUCGGCGUACCAGAUGUCGAAUGACGCUGUCGAGAUGGUUCGGGCAGACAUUGUUGAGCCCUCGGCUGACCCCACCCAGAUGCUCGUUCGCGAUGAAGAAGAAGACGACGGCUCGCCGAGCAGGACGCGGUACAUCCCGGAGGUGUUCUACCGGCGAAUCAAUGAGUACGGCGCCAAUGUGCAGGAGAACGCAAAGCCAGCGUUCCCGGUCGAAUACCUCUUCGUCACCCUCACCCACGGGUUUCCCGAGGCGCCGAAACCAGUCUUCAAUAACAUCACGUUCCCCAUUGAAAACAGAGAGUACGUUGGCGAGGCUCAGGAAGUUUCGGCCGUCGCCAAGGCGUUGCGGGUCAACCAAAAGGACGACAGCAUUAACGUUUCUGACUUUCACCUCCUCUGCUACAUCCACGCGAUGGGUGUUCUAGCCAAGGAAGAAGAAGCCCUCCUCUGUCGGGUCGCUACCCAGAACGACCUGGCCGAGUCCUUCCAGCUGCGGUCGACCACGGGGUGGCAGACGCUGCACAUGAUCCUGCAAUCCACUGGUGAGAGACUUCCCAAGCGGCCCCGGCAGUCCGAGGACGCCGGUAACGGGGCCGGCGCUUUUUCUUAUCCCAAUGAUGGCGACGCCCGAGAACCCCUUGCUAAGCGCUUUGCUGCUGUCAGGCUGAACGGAUCCCGCCGCGACGACCACCCGGCCUAG
Chaetomium globosum CBS 148.51 is the source of this 1851-nucleotide messenger RNA. RefSeq lists its product as uncharacterized. Gene Ontology annotation, biological process: ubiquitin-dependent protein catabolic process. Gene Ontology annotation, cellular component: nucleus. The coding region runs from base 1 to 1851 and encodes 616 amino acids. The transcript has 3 exons. Lineage: Eukaryota; Fungi; Ascomycota; Sordariomycetes; Sordariales; Chaetomiaceae. The record is from RefSeq and is a predicted model, not a curated record. Gene Ontology annotation, molecular function: ubiquitin protein ligase binding; ubiquitin binding.